CUCUUCUCGCAGCUGGUGGCGAAUGCGUUUCUGUUUAUGUGUGUGAACUGCGUGGGGAUUUUCCAUCUGUGGAAGACGGAGCGGGAUCUCAGGAAAUCCAAUAUGAAGAGAGAGGAGUUCAGCACCAUACGCUCCCAGAAGGAAAUCAGGAAAUAUCAGCAGGAGAAGCUGCUGCUGUCAGUGUUGCCACGGUACAUCGCCAUGGAGCUGAAGACGGAGGUGAUAAAGAAGCUGUUCAAACCCGAGACUGAGAAGAAGAAUGAAAACAACCCUCACAACUUCUACAGCCUCUACGUCCGCAAGCACAGAGACAUCAGCAUCCUGUACGCAGACAUUGUGGGUUUCACAAAGCUGGCGAGUGCCUGCUCCCCUGAGGAGCUGGUGGCUGUUCUCAACAAACUCUUUGGUAGAUUUGAUGACAUCGCGAAGAAAAAUGGGUGUCUCCGCAUUAAGAUCCUGGGUGAUUGUUACUACUGUGUGUCUGGUCUACCUGAUCCCAUCCCCACACACGCUAAGAACUGCGUUAAGAUGGGGCUGGACAUGUGCUCUGGCAUCAGGCCGGGAAUCUUGAAGGACCCUCAGAUCAUGUCGGGGGUUUGGCUGGUCAUCUUUUACAUCGUGUGCCUCAUACUGGCCAGACAGGACGAGCUGAGUUGCCGGGUAGACUUCCUGUUGGACCACUGCUUCAAGACGGAGAGGGAGGAGAUGGAGACGAUGGAGAACGUCAACAAGCUGCUCCUUCAGAACGUGCUGCCGCUCCACGUCGCCUCUUACUUCAUUGGCAAAAAUAUCCGCAACCAGGACCUGUACAGUCAGUCCUACGACUGUGUGUGUGUGAUGUUCGCCUCGGUGCCUCAGUUUAAAGAGUUCUACAGCGAGAGCAGCGCCAACAGGGACGGGCUGGAGUGUAUGCGCUUCCUCAACGAGAUCAUAUCGGACUUUGACGAGCUUCUCUCAAAGCCCAAAUUCUGCUCAGUGGAGAAGAUAAAGACCAUCGGCAGUACGUACAUGGCCGCCGCGGGGCUGAGACACGCUCCACUCAGCGAUGAGGAAAAGAAAGUGGAGAUGUCCUACAGCCAUGUGCGCACCAUGGUGGAGUUUGCCAUCGCUCUGAUGAACAAACUAGAGUUCAUCAACACACACUCUUUCAACAGCUUCAAACUCAGGAUUGGAAUAAACCACGGUCCAGUGAUCGCAGGAGUGAUCGGAGCUCAUAAACCUCAGUAUGAUAUCUGGGGGAACUCUGUGAACGUGGCCAGCCGGAUGGACAGCACCGGAGUUCUUGGCAAGAUACAGGUCAGAGAAAUAAAGACACAACAGAAGAAGGUGGAGGUGGCUGAUAGGGUGGGGCACCUGUGA
Molecule: messenger RNA, 1359 nt
Organism: Notothenia coriiceps (black rockcod)
Lineage: Eukaryota; Metazoa; Chordata; Actinopteri; Perciformes; Nototheniidae
Product: adenylate cyclase type 4-like
Exons: 10
Coding region: 37-1359 (440 amino acids)
Biological process (GO): adenylate cyclase-inhibiting G protein-coupled receptor signaling pathway; intracellular signal transduction; adenylate cyclase-activating G protein-coupled receptor signaling pathway
Cellular component (GO): plasma membrane
Molecular function (GO): adenylate cyclase activity
Source: RefSeq, a predicted model, not a curated record